Cinara cedri is the source of this 1425-nucleotide messenger RNA. The record is from the annotation of a GenBank genome assembly. Lineage: Eukaryota; Metazoa; Arthropoda; Insecta; Hemiptera; Aphididae.
AUGAUGACCCCUGGAUAUCGUGAAGGAGGCAAGACGCCUGUACAAGGUUCAAUGACGCCAAACUACGAAGUUGGCAACCGUACACCUCAUUUUGGAAGCACAACUCCAUCACAUGAUGGUUCGAAAACACCUACACAAGCUUGGGAUCCAGCUGCUGGAUACACUCCUGCUAGAGUGACCGAUAAUGAUUUAGAAUAUCCCAUGGAUCCUGGUACUCCCUAUGCACAGACUCCAAAUACAUUAUAUGGUUCUUCUGAUCAUUCUUAUUCGCCAUAUCAAGCAAUAUCACCAUCUGGAGGUGGAGGAUAUAACAGUAAGUUAUAUAAAUAUUAAAUAUUAGUUGAACUCAACAUUUAGUAGCCAAACCAAACUUUAUUAACUCAAACUUAAAAUAUUUUUGUGUAUUGAUUCUCUGUCAGUCAACGAUUUCACUUAAAUUGGGUGAUUCUUUUGUUAUUUAUUUAAGCUCUAUACCCAAUUAAAUGUACUAUUUUACAAUAUAACAAAAAUAAACAGCGUACAAUUAAAUAUAAACAUACUAAGAAAAUUCCAAAAAAAGACCUAGGUAGAAUCAUUAAGAGUAUUUUUAAUUUUCAAAUAGGAACUUCUAUUUUUUAACAUAGAUUUAAAAAAAUAAUAUUAUUUUAGAUUUAGUGAUAUUUAUAAAGCUAAACACACUAGUAUACAAUUUACGGUAGUUCAGAAAAACGAACAUUUGGUUUUCGAAUAGUUUGCCUGAGUUUGGUUCGGUUAAAAAUUUAGUUAAUUGAGUUCAAUCUAUGAGACAUCUUUAAUUAAUCUCUAAUAAUACAUUUUUAUUUUUUAUUAUUACAUCAUUGCAGGUAGUAAUUCAUACAUCAAUACUCCAAGUCCAAUAAAUACUGCUAGCCCUCGCAGUAUACAGUAUCAUCCAGCUCCCUCACCAUCAGGUUCAUAUGCAAGUUUAAUGACUCCAUCUUCUGUAUCUUCUCCAGGACUUGCCGCUCCAUCACUAACAUCAUUUGGUAAAUAAACAUUUUGAAAAAUUAUUGAUUGUUUUCUAGUUAAUUUCUGUAAGUAUUAUUAAUAAAUAAUAAUAAAUGGUUAACAGGUUUACCACCAGGAUGGCAAACGACAGAUAUUUUUGUUCGAAUUGCUGAUUCAGAUUUAGCUGGACAAAGCGGAAUUAUUAGAGAUGUUAAUGAAGCAACCUGUAGUGUUUAUUUGCCUGAAGAAGAACGCGUAGUAACAAUUGAAAAUCAUAAUUUGGAACCAAUAAUGCCCAAACCCAAUGAUUAUGUGAAAGUUCUAUAUGGCUCAUACAGAGACAGGACAGGUGAUAUGUUGGCAAUUGAAGGUAGCGAGGGUGUUGUUCUAAUGCCAGAUGAUAAAAAUCCCAUACUUAUUCCUCUAUUGCAUUUGUGUAGAGCAACUUCAUUAAAUUAA